UUCUAGAGUUAUCCUUCUAAGUCAGUUUUAUUCGAUGUUCUACAUAUCGUGAGCGACAUCUAACGCUUGACCAAUAAAAUUUAAGCGUUACUUGACGAACCAAUGGGAUUCGAAAACCACGAAUAGCUUGGAAUGCAUCCCUGCGCUCAAUAAUGGUUAUUAGUAUCAUUGGCACGAGAGUCGAAAAGUUGAUUGUAUUAAAAAUUAAACUCUAACAUGGCAGUGCUGGGCAUGGCGAAUUGUACGAAAGCCAUGCAAUAAAUAUGGUCGCGGUCUGGAAUUAAGGCUUCCCAGUCUAGCUUAAAGUAAACCUCGACGAUAUUGUCCUAAAUUCAAACAAGCCUCCACAGUUCUAUAAGUUAUCCUUAACAAGAAGCCAUGGCAUCUACGAUGGCCGUGCCAGCCGGUUCGGUUAGUGGCGAUGAUGCUGAAAACGACUUUGAAGAACGUGGCGCCACUUUUUCUGGAAGUCCUGGGUAUGCAGGGAGUCCUUCGUACGGUGUACCUGGAGAUGCUCUUGAAGAAUCAAUCCGUUCUGCUGGCGAAGCUGGUGAACAGGAAUGUGCUGUAUGCUGUAGCAAACUUUGUGCACCGAGAGUUCUCUCCUGUCUACAUGUCUUCUGCGAGGCUUGCCUCGAUAAACUCCUUAUCGAUGAGGCUGGUGAUUCCAAGCUGGCCUCAGUGCUCAAUUGUCCCUUAUGUCGACAAGAGACCAACGUUGGCGCAAAAGGCGCUGCAUCUCUUGCUGUUGACUAUGUCCUGACCAAUAUUCUGGAUAUGUCUGCCAUUGAGAACAUGGCUGUUCUCUGUACCUCGUGUAAAGCCAAGGAAAAUGCUGUUGCAAGGUGCUCGGACUGCGCCAAUUUUCUCUGCCCCAAUUGCAAUACAGCACACCAAUUCAUGAGAUGUUUUGAGAGUCACAAAGUCGUUGCUUUUGAAGAUCUCAAAAGAUCUAACGAAAGAAUACCAAUCCACAAGCCGAUAUUCUGCACCUGCCAUCCAGCUGAGAAUAUGAAGUUCUUUUGUUAUACGUGCCAGGAACCAAUUUGCAACGAGUGUCUUCUCGUCGAACACAAAGCACCAGAUCAUCAGUACGAGCGUCUUUCCGACGCCGAACCAAGACAAAAGGAAGAACUGGCAGGUCUGAUGGCAGAGAGUAAAGCCAGAAUUGCUGAUUGUGACCAGGCAUCCUCUCAGCUGGAGAAUGCCCUGAGCGAGCUGCAGGUGCAGCACGACCAAGCCAAGGACCUCAUUGUCGAAACCUUCCAGAGUUACAAGGCCGUCCUAGAGAAGUGCCGCGACAGUGCUCUGGAAGAUCUCGAGAAGUUGCAUUCAGAACGAGAACUUGAAAUCAUGGACACCUUCCACAGUGUGGAGAAGACCGUGGAGAAGAUCGAAGAUGCUUGUCGAUUUACCAGUCGCCUCCUGGAACACGGUGACGCCGUAGAGAUCCUCGCUCUGCGUCGUGUUGUAGGGACACAAUUAAUCAAUCUCAUCAAGAACACGCCAAAGCCAAAUGUCACAUUCUCCAUCGAAUUUCAAACAGACUACAAUCACUUUGAGAAAACCGUCAAGGAAGCUUUUGGCAAGUUCAGGACAGAGAAUACCUCAGCUUCAAAAGCUCCACAAGAGUUGCUGCCUGCAGUGCAACCAAUACCCCCAGUACAGCCUACUGUCCAGAUACCAGUACACACCUCAAUAGGAUGUGCAGGGUCCCUGAGCACCAGCUCACCGAUUUCCCUUCCUGCGUCAAUGCAAUCCUCUUUUGAAGGUGAACCUUCCUUUGUAAUACCACCAACAUCCAGCCCUCAGAAUGUUCCUCCACCACCGCCACCUGUCUCUCUUCCCCCAGCUGCUCAGAUCCACGGUCUGACAAGCAUCCAGGAGUACAACCUUCAGCAACUUGCGAGCCUUGCAGAGAAGGUCGACAUGGUUGGCGACAGUGCGGUCGGCGUGGAGCCUACUUCCAAUCCCAGCCCUACCCCGUCUUUUACCUUGGCCGACCUCUUCGCCGGCGACCUCAGUUCAACCAGUCACGCAAUGAAUAACCUUCAGGCUCUUGCGAAACUGGGGAACACGCUGGGAAAUCAAGACUUGGGUAACGCGACCUUGAAUGGUGGUGGAAGUCUUGUCCUCGGACGUGGACCUUCGCCAGGGAUCGUUGACACACCAAAUCUUGGACCUCUUGCUUCGAACAGUAUUCUAAACGGAGGAUUUCAGUCUCUCUCAUCGUCCACGUCGCCAAUACUCUCGCAGGCACCAGUGGUAGGUAACACAGUGGGGAGUGUCAAUGGCAGCGGUACUGGGAACUAUGCCCACGCACGCUCUAGUAAUCCAAAGCUCACGCCGAUGCAGAUUCGUAGUAAGUUUGGCCAGUUGGGACCCAGCAAGGGUCAAUUCAAUUCGCCUCAUGGGUUCUGUCUGGGUACCGACGAAGACAUCAUCGUUGCCGAUACGAACAAUCAUCGAAUUCAGGUCUUCGAGAAAACUGGAACCUUCCGCUUUCAAUUUGGUAUUCCUGGCAAGGAAGAGGGUCAACUCUGGUACCCGAGGAAGGUGGCCGUGAUGCGCAACAGUGGGAAGUUCGUUGUCUGCGACAGAGGGAACGAACGUUCUCGUAUGCAGAUAUUCACAAAGAACGGACAUUUCAUUAAGAAAAUUGCCAUUCGUUACAUCGACAUCGUGGCCGGUCUCGCUGUUACCAGUCAGGGUCACAUUGUUGCCGUGGAUAGUGUCUCACCUACGGUCUUCAUCAUCAGCGACACUGGGGACCUGAUGCACUGGUUCGACUGUAGCGACUAUAUGAGAGAGCCGAGCGAUAUCGCCAUUAGUGGAAAAGAGUAUUUCGUCUGCGACUUCAAAGGACACUGCGUGGUCGUUUUCGACGAGGCAGGACACUUUCUGCGUCGCAUCGGCUGUGAGAAUAUAACGAAUUUCCCAAACGGGAUAGACAUUAGCGAUGCCGGGGACGUUCUGAUCGGUGACUCUCAUGGGAAUCGCUUCCACGUCGCCGUAUUCUCCAGAGACGGUUCCCUCAUUUCCGAAUUCGAGUGUCCCUAUGUCAAGGUAUCACGCUGUUGCGGUCUCAAGAUAACCUCGGAGGGUUACAUAGUGACCUUGGCCAAGAAUAAUCAUCACGUCCUCGUUCUGAACACUCUUUACAUAUUGUGAGGUAAGAUCAGACCAAUGACCCUUAAAUCGUCUUAAACUUCCUUAGCACCCGGGCGCCCUAUUGGUGAAUCGGGUGCCACUCAACGAAGCAGCAGCGGCAAGCAGCAGCAGCAAAUGUAAAUGCCAAGGAAAAGUGUUAAGAAAAAGAACAUUAAGCAAAAAAAGGAAAAAAAAAGGAUGUUGAAAACCGACGUUAGAGCACGGCGAGAAAAAAUCCAAAAAAACGAAAAAGCAGUAACGUUAAUAUUAUUAAACAAAAGGAAUAAUAAGAAACACGCGAGAUAUAGUGAGAUAGGGGAAAAAAAAGAGUGAGAAUAAGUGAAAGAGAAAUUUUAAAUGAAGACAGAUCCGAUUUUAAUUAUGACGAUCUGACCUUCGGGCCUAUCGAAGCAAUAGAGCGAGCAGCAUGCAGCUUUAAUAGUCCUAUUACGAUCGUAACCGUGCGUCCCGUUAGAAAUAUGUCCAUGAAAGUAUACAAGCGUUGUGGGAAUCUCUCGGCGACGACGUUCCACCAGGAGUCGCGCGACCAAUUCAUUCCUCACGAGUUAUUUAGAUGUAUAGAAGACGUAAAACGAAGCAAACCAAGACAAGAGGUACAGGAGAACAAAAAAAAAAUAGAAAAAAAAAACGAAGAAAAGGACCCAGACACGAACGAGGACAAAAGAAAGCACCCCCCGAUGACUUAGAGAAACAAGGGAAUAAGCGAAUCGCAGCAAAACAGUCGAGUCUGUAAAGUAAAACUGGCAAUUGGUAAAUAAUACCGUAGAAAAGUCAGACGCAUGUCUAGGUGGCAAGAAUAAUUAAAGAAAGAUUUAAACGAUGAGAAACGACGAAGGAAACGCUAGAGAACAAGAAAAAAAGAAAUAGAGAUAAUCAUUGGGGAACCUUCAGAAAAUACGAGCUUCGAUAACCACGCUGUUUAGGAUGGCCUUCUUUUUUCCCCAUCCGUGAGCGAGAACCAAGGGAGCACGAAACUGGCGUCAAGGAGGCAAGAGGAAAGGGGAGAAAAAGAAAAAAAAAGAUAAAACGAAAAAAAAAUGGAAUAUACACAUAUACGAGAAGAAGAUGGAGGUCGUGUAAGAUGAUGAAGAUUACUUCAACAGGCUAGCCAGAGUAGUGGCCUGCCAGUAUUUUUUAAGCACGUUCGUUUAUUAAUCAAAUCGAUUUCUAGUCCCGGACGGGAUCGGCCCUCGCGAUUCCAGGGAAUAAUCCUCGUUGCGGCCACAGACCUUAUCCUCAACCCAGCCUCACCCCGCUUCGCCUCUUUCCCUGGGUUAAAGGUCGCAAACCUGAGGGUCGGCCUUUCAAACGUCCGUUACAGCGUUGCAUGCUGCAAAAGGUAGUUGCUAGUACUCCUGCUCCUUACCAUAUCGUAUUUCUAAUGGAAGAGGCCACCACGUGUCAUCGGGUAAAACGCACGCCCUUGGAGUGUCCCGAGCCGCGACACGAGAAAAUGAAAAAGAAAAAAAAUAUAUAUAUAUAAACCCUUACGCGAGACCUCGAGGAAGCCAAAUCCCGUCGCACUCUCGUCGGGAUGACUUCGUCGAGGGUCUCCUCGUUACGCACCAACGACUUUAAGCAGUCAGUGUGGGGAGAGAAGUAUGAGAGAUUGCGCGUACGAGAGAGAGAGAGAGAGAAUGACAAAGAGUAAAUAAGAGAGAAACAGUGAUAAGAAAAAAAGGGAAGAGAGAGAGAGAGAGCUCAAAGCCAAUAUUUUAUUUCAACUUAUUCUUCUCGGAAUAAGAGAAGUCUAGAUAAUUUGAUCGAUUUACGAAUACGAUUCCUUUCAUUCUCUGGGAAUCUUUUGUUCCAUAAUCAUAUAUGUAUAUAUAUAUAUAUAUAUAUAUCUCCUGGAAUCGUACUUGUGAUUAUCGAUCAUUAUCAUUUGUAUAAAUCUCUUAUCUAUAUAUAAUUGUUCAAUCGACAGGACUCCUCGGCGAUGUCGCGCAUAAUCUUCCCUGAAAAAGAAAAAAGUAAGAAAAGGCUUUUUACGCCAAAAAGUCCUGUCUCGACAAUUAUCCUUACCUUUAUCUCUCGCUCUCUUUCGCCCUCUCUCUUUCUCGCUCUCCCCCUCUCUCUCAUUUCCUCUAGCAUUCUACAAUGCGUGCAUGUGUACCAGCGAUAUAUCGUCUGAUUGUAUACAUACAUAUAUAUAUAUAUAUAUAUAUAUAUAUAUUGUCCCUCGUAUACAAUGCCUAAUAAUAAUUAUAAUCCAAGAACGAGCGCCUUUUUCGGAAUGAGCUCGGAAUGCUACCGGUUUGCAUUUCUAGAAGAUUCCAAAGAGAAAAAUAUAAGGGGAAAGAAAGAAAAAAAGAUAAUCUCGACGGGCAUAUCAGUGUCUCGGGGGGUGGGGGAGCCUGCGACGUCCUCGCGAUGACAUAUUACCAUGUCCUUACGGCGAAGGACACUCCGUUUUAAUUCCCCUCCUUUCGCCUUGAACCUCAACUCCCCCGCUCACCCACCCACUCGCCCACCCAUCCCCUUUUUUCGUCGCGGCGUUGUUAAGAAUUAGACCUUGACACAUACAAUAUUUACUCAGGAUGCUUUAUUAUGGUCCACCGUACGAAUACGUAUAUACAUAAUCGCGUGUGAAAACAAAAAUAUAUAUAUAUAUAUCUAUAAGAUCGUGGUUGGUGGUGCUAUACAUAUUGCGAGUAAAGAGAGAAAGAAAAGGAACGAAGUUGAGGAAGAGAGAGUGAGAGAGGGAGAGAAAGAGCAUUUGGGUAGGGGUAAAGGGGUGGGAGGGGCAUGUGUGUGCGAAUGCGUAAAUUUAAAAUAUCGAGGGUGGGACUUAACGGGAAGGUCUUUUUUCUCCAAAAAUUAUAUUAAAAUUUGUAAUAACGCGAAUAUACCAGGGAAACGUGUGGGAAUGCCACUUAGUAACGCAAUAAAAGAAUUAAGCCACCCUUGUUACGUUGACGUUGCGCGGAGACUCGUAAACUAUCAGACGUUAAGAUUCUUAGGUAAAUUCAACGAUAACGCCUUUACUUUAUGUAAAUAGGACACGCACCGUGAUUAAAGAAUACAAAAAAAAAAUUAAAGAUACUGAUUGUACACUGGCGUGCAACAAUUGUUUGUGGAAGGGGGAGGUCAGUAAAGAUAAAAAAAGACAACACCUGUACACCCGUGAAUACAAGCAGACACAUCUACACGUAAACAAAAAAUAUAUAUAUAUAUAUGAAAAUAUAUUAAAGUGAAUUAUACACUUAUACAUUUAUAUAUAUACAAGAGUGUGACAUAAACGUGGUUAUAUUACGACAGGACAGACAGGACACGUACACCUAUAUAGAGACAAGAUAUUUUUUAGGGUGGUUUACACGAUCAGCCUUAAAACGAACGAACCGGCACCGGUCCUUUUCCGUAUUAAAAGUGAAAAAUGGAUAUCGAUUCUGCAGCAUAUAAAAAAAAAAAAAAAGUAAUAAAUAAAGGGGGACAGGUUACUCGCGAAGGAGAUAUUAGGGGACAAAAGGAUAUUUUGGGUGGGUUCGGGUAAACCCAGGGGUGAGCGGAAGAAAGAUUCUAUUGAAGCAUAGAAUAUAUAGGACGCUUAAAACGUGGUGAAGUACUAUUUUUCAUUUUUGGUCGAUCUCAGAUUUUUUGUUGUAAUCGUUAAAUGAUUUUUUCUUUUGUUUUUUUUUCCGUUUUAUUCCCUUUUGCCGUGCUCUUGGUUACGCGCGUUUGUUUUUUUUAUUGUCCUUUUCUUUCUUCGUCUUUCGUCUCUCUUGGCUUUAUUUAUUUUUUCUUUUUUUUUCGCCACGUUUCAAAAACUCGAACUGGAAUUUAUCGCGGGAUUCUUGGGAAAUCAGUGGAAACUUUGCAGAGCUUUAUUUUCCUUUUCUUUAUGCAAUUUACCAAACUCGAGGGAAACGCGACGAAGAGUUAAAAAGAAAAUCUGUAUGAAUAUCGACCAAGAGAUUGGAACGUUAGGGGGGAUGGAAAAAAAGAAAAAUAAUGGAGAGCACUAUACAGUAUGAUACAAUUUGAAAAAUAAAUGAUUUUUUUCGAGUUGCGGUGUUGAUUCUAGUGAAUGUUACGGAUAAGUUAGGAGGAAGAAAAAAAAAAGGGAGAAAAUGAUAAACCAACACAUAUUUCUAUUAGUCACGGUAUAUAUUAUUAUAAUUAUUAUUACUAUCAUUACUAUAGAGCCAACAGUUGGACGAGAGUGUCCGAUAAGGGAUGCGAUUACGAUCUGAAUAGGUCAGGAAGAAAAUAAUGGCUGAGUUGUCAUGAAAAAGAAAAAAAAGAAAAAAAAA
Cephus cinctus (wheat stem sawfly) is the source of this 7424-nucleotide messenger RNA. Its product is annotated as brain tumor protein. Gene Ontology annotation, cellular component: nucleoplasm; chromatin. Gene Ontology annotation, molecular function: protein binding; zinc ion binding; ubiquitin-protein transferase activity. The transcript has 10 exons. The coding region runs from base 379 to 3171 and encodes 930 amino acids. NCBI's taxonomy places the organism in Eukaryota, Metazoa, Arthropoda, Insecta, Hymenoptera, Cephidae. Gene Ontology annotation, biological process: positive regulation of DNA-templated transcription. The record is from RefSeq and is a predicted model, not a curated record.